AACCUUUGCAUCAUCCACCAACAGCAACAAUUGACACAUGCGGUGCAGGCUUCCGACGACAAAAUUUUAUUAAGCGAAAAAGUUACCAGAAAAACGCAGAAAAAUGAACCAUAUCACACACCCCAACGAGCCAUACCCGACGCCGUCGCAGCUGGCGGUGGCCACCACAGCGCACACCCAAGGCCGAUUUAAGAUUUCCACACGCAAGCUGCCCAUUUCCAAGGCCGGCGCUAUCGAUGAGCUCACCGAGAAGCUGGGGAUUCCCAUGCCCGAGAUGAUCUUCGGCGACAACCUCGUAGCCAUCACGCACAUGCCGUCCGGCUGGACCAUCAACUUCAACACCCCGGAUGCCCUCGACGCCGUGGACAAGACAGACAAGCACAUGCUCAAGGUGGCAUAUGCGCGAGACUGGGAGAGCACACGCGAGGGAACGACGCAGAAGAUUAAGGAAGUCGUCAAACCAUACGACUGGAGUUACUCGACCACAUAUGCCGGCACACUACAGACACCCCCCGACAGCGCGAAGCUGCCCGAGUUGCAGCCGACAUCCAAGUCGAUACCCCUGGAGCUUCUGAAGCGCCGCGAUCCUAUAUUAUUCUUUGACGAAGUUGUCUUGUUUGAAAGCGAGCUCGACGACAACGGCAUCUCCAUCUACAGUGCCAAGUUGCGUGUCCACGAACAGCGCAUGCUGCUUCUCUGCAGACUGUUCAUGCGCCUCGACAACGUCAUUGUUCGAAUCCGCGAUACGCGAGUCUACGUAGACUUUGAAACAGACGAGAUUAUCCGAGAGUAUACUGUUAAAGAAUCAAGCUUUGCUGAUGUUAAGCGAGCACUACAGCUGUCAGGACGACUGACAGAUGACAUUACCAUAGCGCUGCGAGACCCGAAUGUUCUAGAUCCGCUACUGGCCGUCAAGGACCAAAAGGUUGAGGCAGUUAGUCUACGCUCGACGUAAAAAGGUGCCACCAUAAAGAAAUAGAAGGACUACGCAUGAUGUGACGAACAACGAAAGAAUAAAAAGAACUCAUGAAUAUACAAUUUACAUAUAAGUCUUAUGAAACUACAAUAGUAUCCCUUUUGACGCUCUCCAUACAAAGGACCAAAAAGCAAAGUGUGAUAUAGAUAAAGCGACUGACCCUGACUCCUGCAAGUGUUUUCCAAACGCUCCAAACCAAAAUCCACUGUUAAUGCACAGGAAGGAGCUGUAUCCAUCAAAUAAGAAACCCAACGCAAUACACAGAGAGCCCUCGUUCACCUGGCGCCCUUGGGUGAGUAGCUUUCAGCAACCUCUUCGUAUUCCAUCUCCCACUUGUCCACUUCGGCAAACUUCUUUACAGCUUGCUUGAGCUCUUCUGCAGUCUGUACAUUGACUGAGCUCUCGACACCGUCGUCAAAAGUAUCUUCUGGGAGGGGCUGGAACGCGCUUUCAUCAUGCUCGUCAAUAUCAUCAUCGCUCAAGUUUUCCUUAUCCGACAGACGGCGAGCAUUACGCUUGGACUUUCGUGUACCAGUAGCAGCUUGCUUUGCGUUGGAAGUGGCAUUCUUGAGACCACGCGCGCGCGAAGAUGCGCGGCUGCUGUUGGCCUUGCGGCGACUCGAGCGGGUGUUGGUUUCCUCUUCUUCUUCCUCUUCUUCCUCCUCAUCGCUGCUAUCCGCAUGGGGUUCUGAUGUUUUCUUGUAGCGACGCUGGGGAAGCAAGCUGGCAAGAUCGGCCGUGGUAAUCUUGGGCGGCGACUUAACCGGCGAUUGGUGGCCGCGUCUCUUGCCUGAGCGACCACCGGGGAAGUUGGGAGAAUGUGUAAGGGAGGGCGGAGAUGACAUAUCAGACAUUUGCUCAAUUCUGUUGGGCGUGCUCACGGAUGGUCGGCGGCGUCUCUUGGCGAGGUUGUGAAUAUCUGGCCAAACCUCUCCUUCGUCUUCCGACCCACUGCUUGCUGGAGGUGCCAUGAUCUCUUCAUCGUUGAUCGGUGUCACCGGCCGGGCGUUGAGGAACGGGUUUCGGGCCAACUUUGGUGAUGCAACCUCGGAUAACUCCGAUUCGCUAUUAGAAUCGUCAUCCUCGGCGUCGACUCUUGAAGCUUUCUCUGGCUGUUCGUUGGCGGCAUGAGGCUGCUCGCUCUUUCGUUUGCGUGUUGUUCUCGAUGAGCUGGCCGCAACGGAUGUGUUGGCCUGAGAAGCAGCUAGGCUUGCUCGCGUGGUUCGACGCUUCUUGUUAAGCGGUGUUGACUCGGCAUCGGGAGCAAAUUCGCCUUCACUUUCCAGAUCAGAUGGUGCAGCAGAGGUUUCUGAGCGAGGUCUUCGCGACGUAGCCAAGAUACUAGGUUCUCUUGCACGUCUUCGGAAGGCGCCAAUGGUGAAAGACGAUCCAAUGCCUGUAUUGCUGGCGCGGCUGCUUGGUCUAAUUGGGGCGUCGUUUCGACCAAUGAUGCUGGAUUGUCUGGAACGAGGCCUGAAGUUGCUCCAUGAAGUUGUCGUUUCCGCCGAUCCAGGAACACGGGGGAUCUCUCCAUCAGCAAAGCUCUCGUCUAAAUCUCCAAACACAUCGUCGGCGAGGUCGAGACCUGUAGUGUCUCGUCGUGCUGGCGUGGCGGUUAUAUCUGUCUGUUCGAUGGAAGGGAUAGUCUCGUCCGGGUUUGCGGGAAUGAUCGUAUCAUCACCCUCUUCUGCUGCAUUUGCCCGCGUAGGUCGUCCUCGUGUAGGUUGCUGGGCUGUUUCUGCAGCUGGUUUCGCUGCUCUCCGUGUGCGAGCCAUUGAGUCGAGUUUAUGUUUUGAAGCGUAUUCACUAAAUGUGACGUUGUAAACGGACAAUCCCGCUUCUAUAUCUGUUUCUUGCAGGGCACUCUUGACAAUUUUUUGGGGUGCAGCGUGAAGAAUCGUGAAAAUCGUAAUUUGGUGUGAUGGCACAACGCGUCGUCGCGUGUCGC
Molecule: messenger RNA, 2924 nt
Organism: [Torrubiella] hemipterigena
Lineage: Eukaryota; Fungi; Ascomycota; Sordariomycetes; Hypocreales; Clavicipitaceae
Source: the annotation of a GenBank genome assembly